Messenger RNA from Neurospora hispaniola, 2933 nucleotides. RefSeq names its product threonyl-tRNA synthetase. Bases 360 to 2726 code for a protein of 788 amino acids. The record is from RefSeq and is a predicted model, not a curated record. The transcript is spliced from 3 exons. NCBI's taxonomy places the organism in Eukaryota, Fungi, Ascomycota, Sordariomycetes, Sordariales, Sordariaceae. Gene Ontology annotation, cellular component: cytoplasm. Gene Ontology annotation, molecular function: ATP binding; threonine-tRNA ligase activity. Gene Ontology annotation, biological process: threonyl-tRNA aminoacylation.
UCCACCUCGUGCUUGUACGCUUUAACGCACCCCACUUUUGCCCUUAACUGAUCUGGACCGCGGGGUAAAAGUGUCCCAAAAUUUCCCCUUGCGGUCGGUGUCUUUGCGCCGCCUUCGUUCGUUCCGUUCCCCGUCGGUCCAGACGUACGUCCCCUUCUGUGCUGCUAUCGUGUCGUGUCAGAGUGAGUCUCACCCCCCCUUCCUUUCCAACAUUCCGUCCCUCUUCGGGCUAUUGCGACCAUACACGUCCAAAGUGAGUCACAGCCCGGGCCUCUGACACAAUCCGCGAAAUUGUUAUCUUUAGGAACCCUUCAGUCGCAACCGAACACCCCCCCGACGUUCUGUCGACACAUUUCAACAUGGAGCAGGUUACCGAAAAAGUCACCGAGACCCUCAAGAAGGUCGCCAUUGGCGGCGACAAGCCCCAGAAGGAGAAGAAGCAGAAGAAGGAAAAGGGUGCCCCCGCCGCUGGCGGCGAUGCCGGCCCUCUUGAGAUGAACCCUCCUCCUGCCUUUAUCCAGGAGCGUCUCGACCUGUUCGACAAGCUUUACAAGGAGCAGCAGGAGGAGCUGGCCAAGCGCCCCCGCGAUGACAUCCUCAUCACCAUGCCCGACGGCACCACCAAGACCGGCAAGGCCUACGAGACCACCCCCGCCGAGAUCGCAAAGGGCAUUUCCAACAGCCUCUUCAAGCGCACCGUUGUCGCCAGAAUCGACGGAGAGACACUAUGGGAUCUGGAGCGUCCUCUCGAGAAGAGCUGCAAACUGGAACUCCUCGACUUCAACGAUGACCAGGGCAAGUUCGUUUUCUGGCACUCGAGUGCCCAUAUCCUCGGCGAGGCCUGCGAGCGCAGAUUCGGCUGCUCCCUGUGCAUCGGCCCCCCCGUUGACAACGGCUUCUACUACGAAAUGGCUCUUCCCGGCGGUGCCGCUGUCCAGUCUAGCGACUGGGCACCCCUCGAGAACAUCGUCACCAAGAUCGUCAAGGAGAAACAGCCUUUCCAGAGAUUGGAGAUGAGCAAGGAGGAUCUGCUCAAGAUGUUCGCCUACAACCCAUACAAGCAGCACAUCAUCAAGGACAAGAUCCCUGACGGCACCAGAACCACUGUCUACCGUAACGGGCCCCUUAUCGAUCUCUGCCGUGGUCCUCACGUCCCCGACACCAGCAGGAUCGAGGCUUUCGCCAUCAUGAAGAACUCCUCUUCCUACUUCCUUGGUGACGCCAACAACGACUCCCUCCAGCGUAUCUAUGGUGUCUCGUUCCCCGACAAGAAGCAGAUGGCCGCUCACAAGAAGUUCCUUGAGGAGGCUGCCAAGCGCGAUCACCGCCUCAUUGGCAAGCAGCAGGAGCUCUUCUACUUCGAGGAGUGCUCGCCCGGCUCCGCCAUGUGGCUGCCCCACGGUAUGCGCAUCAACAACGCCAUCAUGGAAUACAUCAAGGAGGAGUACUGGAAGCGCGGUUACGACGAGGUCAUGACUCCCAACAUGUUCAACGUCGCUCUUUGGGAGCAGUCCGGCCACUUGGCUCACUACAAGGAUGACAUGUUUAUUCUCGACGUUGACAAGGAGCAGUUCGGUCUGAAGCCCAUGAACUGCCCUGCUCACGCCAUGAUGUUCCGUCACCGUGACCGCAGCCACAAGGAGCUUCCCCUCAGGCUUGCUGAUUUCGGCGUGCUCCACAGAAACGAGGCCAGUGGUGCUCUCUCUGGCCUUACCCGUGUGCGCAGAUUCCAGCAGGAUGACGCUCAUAUCUUCUGCCGUGAGGAUCAGAUCAAGGCCGAGGUUGCCGACCUCUUCGACUUCAUGAAGUCCUUCUACGGCAUGCUUGGCCUCACCUUCAAGCUGAAGCUCUCUACCCGCCCUGAGAAGUACAUGGGUGAAAUUGAGACCUGGGACCGCGCCGAGGCUCGCCUCAAGGAGGCUCUCGAUGAGUUCGUCACUGCUACUGGAGGCUCCUGGGAGCUGAACGAGGGCGAUGGUGCCUUCUACGGCCCCAAGAUCGACAUUGCUGUUCUGGACUGCCUCAACCGCCCCUGGCAGUGCGCCACCAUCCAGCUCGACUUCCAGCAGCCCAUCAACUUCUCUCUCGAGUACAUGACCGCUGAUGCCCAGGUCAAGCAGGAUGAGGACAAGGCCGCCUCCAAGGCUGCCAAGCCUGAAGCUCCCAAGGAGGAGGAGGAGGCCCCUAAGGAGGGCGAGGAGAAGAAGAAGAAGGCUCUUCUUGUCAAGAAGCCCCUUACCGCCGGCUGCGCCCGCCCCGUCAUGAUCCACCGUGCCAUGGCUGGUUCCAUCGAGCGCUUCACUGCCAUUCUUGCCGAGCACUUCGCUGGCAAGUGGCCCUUCUGGAUGUCGCCCCGCCAGGUCAUGGUCAUCCCCGUUGGCAUGGGCUUCCUUGAUUACGCCAAGGAGGUUGCCUUGACCCUCAAGAAGGAGAAGAUCCACGUCGAUGUCGAUAGCAGUGGCAACACCCUCCAGAAGAAGAUUCGUUCUGCCCAGCUUGCUCAGUACAACUUCAUUUUUGUCGUUGGCGACGACGAGAAGACCAACCGCAAGGUCAACAUCCGUUACCGUGACGACACCUCCACCCAGGCCCGUGAUGUGCCCUACUCUCUCGAGGAGGCCGUCGAGAAGCUUCGCGCGCUCAAGGCCGAUCGCGGCAUGUACAACCCUUUCCCUGCCCAUAACCCCAAGAAGGAGGAGGCUACCAAGGAGGAGGUCAAGGCUUAAAGCUCCAGCUCAAGUUAGGGAGUACAUGAAGCAAAAGAAAUAAAAACAAAGUUAAGUUUAAAAGUUCAUGUUGGCAGCAAGGGGGCGGCGUAGGCAGGAGUAUGGGUUAUAGUCAUCUAGAAUAUGCUUGUUACAGAACGGUAGAGAAAGAGGCGAAUAUUUCUGUUAAAUCUUAUACUAAGGAGCCUUUGAUAUUCUUUGGAAAUG